Messenger RNA from Cimex lectularius (bed bug), 1751 nucleotides. Its product is annotated as zinc finger C4H2 domain-containing protein. Gene Ontology annotation, biological process: positive regulation of neuron differentiation. Bases 232 to 990 code for a protein of 252 amino acids. NCBI's taxonomy places the organism in Eukaryota, Metazoa, Arthropoda, Insecta, Hemiptera, Cimicidae. Gene Ontology annotation, cellular component: nucleus. The record is from RefSeq and is a predicted model, not a curated record. The transcript is spliced from 5 exons.
CGCCGCUGCGAGGUUAGCAAGGGGUGGAAACUCGUCACUCGGCAGGGGUGAAUCUGUGACUGUGACUGCUUCCAACCGCGAGGACCAACCCCAUGGAAAGACUGACGGACCCGGGCCGGGACUGUGUUCACCCUAUGAUGACUCGGAGGAUAAACAAUCGGGCCCAUUUAUUUUGAAUCGACUGGUUGUUUUUUCUUAAUUGACACAAACUAAAAAAAAAAAUCUUUUACAAUGUUAAACAUGGAAGAACACCAGAGGAACAUAAUGGCAAAACUUCACGCCCUGAAAGAAAUUAGAGCCAAAACUAUAGAACUGGAAAAACUGAAGGCUAAAAUUUUAGAAGAGGUCGAAGCCAAAGAAAAAGAAGAGAAAUGCCUAACAGAGUACAAACAGGAAAUGGAUUUAUUGAUGCAAGAAAAGAUGUCACACGUGGAAGAACUAAGGCAAAUUCAUGCAGAUAUAAAUGCUAUGGAAAAUGUGAUUAAGAAAGCUGAAGAAGCGAGAACUAGGUCUUUAGAUAGAGCAAAAAGGAUACACGAAGAGUACCGUCCAUUAAAAGAUGACAUUGACAGAAUGCGUAGAGAUUAUUUAGGACUUGAAAGAUUGCCUGAGCUUCAUGAGCAAGAGGCUGAUUUAAUUACGCCAGAGUUAGUCUUGUUCGCAAAAAGUUAUCCAGAAAAAACUUACAAAGAGACUUGGAGACCGGAUGUAGCUGCAAUGAGCGGCUUUUUACACCCGCACCCUUCGACCUCAGCCUUCAUGCCGCCUUUACAACCACCGCCUAUGCCAAUUAUCGCGAGCACCAGUAAGGCACCUGAUCCGCCUUUGCCCUCUUUACCAGGACCACCGCCGACGUUUAGGCAGCAGCCGCCUCCGAUGAAAUCCUGUCUGUCGUGCCAUCAGCAAAUACAUCGAAACGCUCCGAUCUGCCCUCUUUGUAAAGCCAAAUCGAGGAGCAGAAAUCCUAAAAAGCCAAAGAAGAAGGACUGAAAACGGGAUAAAGGCAAUUGAAACUUGCUAUUCCUUUUGGUGAAAAGUUUUUACAAAAAUUAAUUUCCUUUUAUAUGAUAGUUUGCUAGUGUUAAUGUUAAUAUUGUUACCUGGAGAGAGACUUGAUUCUUUCAUAAUCUUGUAAAUUACAAAAAUGAGUUCAGUAACAUUCAGCUUUCUCUUUUUUUGGUUAUCAAUUUUUACAAUUUGUUGUUAGUUUAUGUUAUCCCCUAUAUUCAUUUUGAAAGGCAUUUAAGUAAAAGAUUUCAUUAAGUAAUCAUUUUAUUAAUUAUUUAUAUUUAUUAAAUAUAAAUCCAGACAAAUCAAAAGGGAAAUAUCCACUUGUUAAUUUUCUCAUUACAAAAUUUAAGAAAUACCAUCAAAAUGAAUGAUAAAAAACAAAACUUUUUCUCUUGUUUUUGUUGUCCAUUUUGGUAACUUAUUAAACUGAUGAAAGAAUUGAAUUGAGAAUGAGAGAGCUUAGUGUUGUUUCGACUGACUUAUUUUCUGUUUAUAUUGCCAUAUUAAAAAGUCAGUCUAAAAAACGAUCGCGUUAAAAUUUAUUGUAAGGUGACAAAAUAUUUGAAAGUGGGGAAGGCACAUGUCCUCAGGUACUAUUGUUUGCUCGUAGUAUGCAGGCAGAAACUGCUGGACUAUCUUGUUCCUAAUCCUAGUCAUUUUCCUAAGUUAUUAUUUAUUUUUUUGUACUUUUUUAAUACCUGGUUUUAUUUGUUGUAAUAAUUAUAAAAGUGAUUUUUUUA